Messenger RNA from Strongyloides ratti, 2226 nucleotides. RefSeq names its product Prolyl endopeptidase. Gene Ontology annotation, cellular component: cytosol. The transcript is spliced from 2 exons. Bases 1 to 2226 code for a protein of 741 amino acids. Gene Ontology annotation, biological process: proteolysis. Gene Ontology annotation, molecular function: oligopeptidase activity; serine-type endopeptidase activity. NCBI's taxonomy places the organism in Eukaryota, Metazoa, Nematoda, Chromadorea, Rhabditida, Strongyloididae. The record is from RefSeq and is a predicted model, not a curated record.
AUGAUAGAAGUAAUUUUAACUAAAAAAGAAGGAUAUUGUGGAAAAAUCGGUUAUAAUAAGCGAUAUUUAUCAACUAUUCAUAUUAAUGUAACAGAAUAUCCUUACAUGAUAAAACUUAAGAAUUCAUUCGAUAGGCAUCAUGGACAAAAAGUAAAGGAUGAUUAUAGAUAUUUAGAAGAUAAAUAUUUUAGUAUAACAAUUAAAUUUAUAGAAGAACUUAACAAUAUAUCAGAAACCGUGUUUUCAAAAUCAAAAUAUAGAAAAGAUAUAACAGAUAAAUUUAAUGAUUUAUGGAAAUAUGAUAAAUUUGGUUUAUAUUCAAAGUAUGGUAAUUAUUAUUAUUAUUUCUUUUACAAUGGAUCAACACUAUUACCAUCAUUGAUGCAAUCAAAAAAUUUAAAUGAAAAAGGGAAAACAUUUAUUAAUUUUGAUAAAUUAGAUUCAAAAGGAGAAAUAGAAAUAAAAGAUAUGGUAUUUAGUAAUGAUGGAAAAAUGAUGGCAUAUGUUAUUAAAGAAAAAGAUAAUGCAUGGAAUACAAUUAUGUUUAAAUAUACUAAUAAUAAAAAAAUCAAAGAUAAAUUAAAUAAUGUCAUAUAUUCAAUGUAUAAUUUUAUCUUUAACAAUAAAGGAUUUAUAUAUUCAACAUAUCCAGAAAAAAAUGGAACCUUAGGAGGAUUUAUGAUAUCAAAUUUUAAAAAACAUUCAUUAUAUUAUCAUCAUUUUGGACAAAAACAAACAAGUGAUAAAUUAUUAGCAACUUGUAAAGAUGGAGAUGAUUUUAUAAUUCAUGGAACUUUAUCAAAUGAUGGUAAAUAUUUGUUUGUUCAAUGUAUUAAUGAAAUUUCUGGUACAAAUAAUUUAUACUAUGUUAAAUUAAAUAAUAACAAAUAUUUUAAAAAAAAAAUUAAAUUAAUACCAUUAAUUACAAGAAAUGAUGCAUUGUAUAAUGUUAUUGAUUCCAAUUCUAAAUAUGUUUAUAUUUAUACAAAUCUAAAUACUGCAUUUGGAAAAGUAAUAAAAAUGAAAUUAAUAGAUAAAUAUUAUAAUCAAAAUAAAUGGAAGUUAUUUAUUGAAGAAACAAGAAAUCAAGAAAUUAAUAAAAUUGUUCCAGUUGGAAAGAAAUAUUUAGUAGCUAAUUGUAUGACUAAUUUACAAAGUUUUUUAAUUAUAUAUGAUAUGAAAAAUGGUAAAUAUUUAAAAAAAAUUAAUUUUGGUGAAGGUAUUAUCGAAGAUAUUAGUGGAAGUUCAAUGCAUUAUGAAUUAUUUGUCACUUUUAAUAAUUUAGUUUCACCACAAACUAUUUAUAGACUUAAUUUAGAAUAUGGUAUCAAAAAAAUAAUACAAAAAAAAAUUAUUCAAUCAAUACCAAACGAUAUAAAAGAUGAACAAUUUAUAAUUAAAAAAUUACAUUAUUUAGGAAGAGAUCAUACAAGAAUACCUUUAAUCAUGUUUUAUAAUAGAAAAACAUUAAGAAAUCGUAAAAAUCCCAUUAUUUUAGAAGGAUUUGGUGGUUUUAAAUCUACCUUACGACCAAAUUAUGCUUUAUCAAAAUUGCUUUUUGUUAAACAUUUUGGUGGUAUUUGGUGUAUUGCUGGUAUAAGAGGUGGUGGUGAAUAUGGAACAAAAUGGCAUUUAAAUGGUAAAGGUUUGAAUAAAAAAAAUAGUUUUUUUGAUUUUAUUGCUGGAGCAGAAUUUAUAAUAAAACGAAGAUAUACUCGUCCUUCUAAACUUGCUAUUUUUGGUUCAUCAGUUGGUGGUCUUAUAGCAAAUGUUGUAUCACAAAUGAGACCUGAUCUUCUUGGAGCUGUUGUUUCAAAAACACCAUUGCUUGAUAUGAUACGAUAUCAUAGAUUAACAACACAUGAUGAAAUUUUUAUAGAAGAAUUUGGUGAUGUGUCAAUAAAAAAACAUUUUAAAAAUUUAAUAAAAUAUUCACCUUUACAUAAUUUAAAACUGCCCAAACAUAAAUUGCAAUGGCCAAGUACAUUAUUAUUUACGACAACAGAAGAUGUCAUUGUUGGUCCAGAACAUACUCUUAAGUAUUUAGCUAGAUUAUAUGUACUUCUUCAAAAGGCUAUUAAAUAUCAAACAAAUCCUGUUAUCGGAUUUGUAGGAAAAUAUUAUGGUCAUCAUGAUUAUCAAAAGCCUGAAGAGAAAUUAUUGAAUGAAUCAAUUAAUAUGUUUUGUUUUCUUCAACAGACAUUAGAUUUAAAAUGGUAUAAAUAA